Candidula unifasciata is the source of this 1155-nucleotide messenger RNA. Lineage: Eukaryota; Metazoa; Mollusca; Gastropoda; Stylommatophora; Geomitridae. The record is from the annotation of a GenBank genome assembly.
AUGUUUCGUGGGGUGAACCAGUUAAUGCGGAUAGCAAAUAACCGUCAGACUCAGCGGAAAACAGAGCUAUGGUUUCAUGUCCAGAAGUCACAGUGGCGAUAUUUAGCAAGUGCUGCAGCAGCUCAUGCAAAGGAAGAGAAAAACUUACAAGAUAAACAGAAAAGUGCUGACAAAGUUGACUCUAAAUCUUUUGGACUCAAUUUGUUUCGUGGACAGAUCUCAGCGGAUCAGGUUUUUCCAUAUCCUGAAGUUUUGUCCACUGAGCAAAAACAAGAGCUUCAAGAGUUAGUGGACCCAUGUGCUAGAUUUUUUGAGGAACAAAAUGAUGCAGCUAAAAAUGAUAGCUUGGAAAAAGUUGAAGAUUCAACCAUGCAAGGCCUUCGAGAAAUGGGAGCAUUUGGUCUGCAGGUGCCCCAGGAAUAUGGUGGCCUUGGACUUACAAACACCCAGUAUGCCAGAUUGGUAGAAAUAGUAGGUGCCCAUGAUCUUGGAGUUGGUAUCACAUUAGGAGCUCAUCAGUCUAUUGGUUUUAAAGGAAUUCUUUUAUUUGGCAACAAGGAGCAGAAGGAAAAAUAUCUCCCAAACCUAGCUUCUGGAAAAAACAUAGCGGCUUUUUGUUUGACAGAACCAGCUAGUGGAUCAGAUGCUAGUUCUAUCAGAACAAGAGCUGUUCUAUCAGAUGAUGGUAAACACUAUGUCCUCAAUGGCAGCAAAAUCUGGAUUAGCAAUGGUGGGCUAGCAGAAAUCUUCACAGUUUUUGCACAGUGUCAAGUGAAAGAUCCAAAGACAGGAGAAUCAAAAGACAAAGUAACUGCAUUCAUUGUGGAGAGGAGUUUUGGAGGUGUCACAAGUGGACCCCCAGAGAAGAAGAUGGGCAUCAAAGCCUCAAAUACGGCAGAGGUGUAUUUUGAAAAUGUCAGAGUACCAGUAGAAAAUGUGCUUGGAGGUGUAGGGGAUGGUUUCAAAGUGGCAAUGAACAUUCUGAACAAUGGAAGAUUUGGAAUGGCAGCAGCUCUAGCUGGAACCAUGAGAUCUUGCAUCAGCAAAGCAGCAGAGCAUGCUGCAAAUAGAACACAGUUUGGGAGAAAAAUUGAGACAUACGGAGCCAUUCAGGAGAAGAUUGCUAGGAUGACAAUACUGCAUUAUGUUACAGAG